Messenger RNA from Dromaius novaehollandiae (emu), 4561 nucleotides. It is a transcript of the gene GALNT2, whose product is annotated as polypeptide N-acetylgalactosaminyltransferase 2. Lineage: Eukaryota; Metazoa; Chordata; Aves; Casuariiformes; Dromaiidae. Gene Ontology annotation, cellular component: Golgi apparatus. The record is from RefSeq and is a predicted model, not a curated record. Gene Ontology annotation, biological process: protein O-linked glycosylation. The transcript has 16 exons. The coding region runs from base 111 to 1808 and encodes 565 amino acids. Gene Ontology annotation, molecular function: polypeptide N-acetylgalactosaminyltransferase activity.
GGGGCGGGCGCUCGCCCUCUGCCCCCUGACCCUGCGCGGCGGCGGCGGCAGGAGCGGAGGUGGUGGUUGCUGCUGGCCGUUUCCUGGUGGCUUGGCGGCGGCGAGAAAGGAUGCGGCGCAGGUCUCGGCUGCUGCUCUGCUUCGCCUUCCUCUGGGUGCUGGGCAUCGCCUACUACAUGUACUCGGGGGGCAGCGCCGCGCUGGCCGGCGGCGGCAGGAAGGAGGACCCAAAUGAUAUCGACCCAAAAAGGAAAGAUGUGCGUGGCAGCAAUGGGGAGGACAAAGCACAAAAUGUGGAGACGCUACCUCCAGGAAAAGUUCGAUGGCAAGAUUUUGAUCAAGAUGCUUAUGUUAGCGCUACCAUGGUGCGAUCCGGUCAGGAUCCAUACGCCCGUAAUAAGUUCAAUCAAGUAGAAAGCGACAAACUGCGAAUGGACCGAAACAUUCCUGACACGAGGCAUGAUCAGUGUCAACGGAAACAAUGGCGGAUAGAUUUGCCAGCCACUAGUGUGGUCAUCACCUUUCACAAUGAGGCAAGAUCUGCUUUACUUCGAACUGUUGUCAGUGUCCUUAAAAAAAGCCCAUCGCAUCUUAUUAAGGAAAUCAUACUGGUGGAUGACUACAGUAACGAUCCUGAGGAUGGUGCGCUCUUGGGAAAAAUUGAAAAAGUGCGAGUUCUUCGAAAUGAUCGCCGAGAAGGCUUGAUGCGCUCCCGUGUCAGAGGGGCAGAUGCAGCACAGGCAAAAGUACUAACCUUCCUAGAUAGUCACUGUGAAUGCAAUGAACACUGGCUGGAACCGCUUUUGGAAAGAGUAGCUGAGGACAAGACCAGAGUUGUGUCUCCUAUUAUUGAUGUAAUUAAUAUGGACAACUUCCAGUACGUGGGGGCGUCAGCUGAUUUAAAAGGCGGCUUCGAUUGGAACCUGGUGUUCAAGUGGGAUUACAUGACUCCAGAGCAAAGAAGAGCGCGGCAGGGAAACCCAGUUGCUCCCAUAAAGACACCCAUGAUAGCUGGAGGGUUAUUUGUGAUGGACAGAUCCUACUUUGAAGAACUAGGGAAGUAUGACUUGAUGAUGGAUGUUUGGGGUGGAGAAAACCUAGAGAUCUCAUUCCGAGUUUGGCAGUGUGGUGGGAGCCUCGAAAUCAUCCCUUGCAGCAGAGUGGGUCAUGUGUUCCGCAAACAGCAUCCUUACACGUUUCCUGGUGGAAGUGGUACGGUGUUUGCAAGAAAUACACGCAGAGCAGCAGAAGUCUGGAUGGAUGAGUAUAAAAACUUCUAUUAUGCAGCAGUGCCUUCAGCCAGAAAUGUACCUUACGGCAACAUUCAAAGCCGAAUGGAACUCAGAAAGAGACUUAGCUGCAAACCCUUCAAGUGGUACCUUGAAAAUGUUUAUCCUGAGUUACGGGUACCUGAUCAUCAAGAUAUAGCUUUUGGGGCUUUGCAGCAGGGUACCAAUUGCCUUGACACUUUGGGCCAUUUUGCAGAUGGUGUUGUUGGAGUUUAUGAAUGCCAUAAUGCCGGGGGAAACCAGGAAUGGGCCUUGACAAAGGACAAGUCAGUGAAACACAUGGAUUUGUGCCUUACUGUUGUGGACAGAGCACCUGGUUCACUAAUAAAACUUCAGGGUUGCAGGGAAAAUGACAGCAGACAGAAAUGGGAACAAAUUGAAAGCAACUCUAAACUCAGGCAUGUUGGCAGUAACCUCUGUCUAGACAGCCGAAAUGCCAAAAAUGGUGGUCUCACCGUUGAGGUCUGCAGUCCUUCUUUGUCACAGCAAUGGAAAUUCACACUUAAUCUGCAGCAGUAGAAGGACUUACAUGCAAAAUGCUGUUUCAGUUUGUAGACUUUGGGCAAAGUUUUGAUUGCAUUACUGAUGUAUUUCUUAAACUUUCCACGGAACUUAUAUACCUCAGUAUUCCACCUUCAUCUGAAAGUAGGAGAGCGCUGAAGCAGACACCAGGGAACCGGGUGGACUUGGAGCACUGCAGUGACUUCACUGAACAUGACUGCAGCACAGUUCCUGUUUGGUGUGAAGACUUUAACAGUUCCUUUGUCUUCAGUUACAUACUUGCACAGCAGAAAAUCAACUCUAGGAACAGCUGAUGUAUAAUAGAACAUGGAUCUCAAAAAACACCUGUGGGGAGCAGGGUAUGGGAGGGAGGGUGGGAAAAACUACUUAGGAGAAGAUCAUUUGAAAUCUCCAUUUGCUUAGAAAUCAUUGUUUGUGGUUUCCAGAAACAGAAGUGUCAUUUUGAAAGGUUUUUUUCCUGUGUGUACUUGGUAUAUUUGAAUAUGAACUUUUCUAUGAUGGACUCUAAAUAUAAAUAUAUAAAAUAUAUAUAAUCAGCUCCCAAUGAUUUAUAUCAAUUUUCAUCAUCCUAUAAUUAUCAACAAAGUGAUUGACAUAUAUAACCAGAAAUUGAAUUGGAAUGUUAGGAGAAUGAAACUUUGAAGGUGCAGGUUUUGUGCUGCUGAGUAUGAUGUCCGUGGUAACACUGGAUGCUUUUGCUUUGCAAACUGGAUCUACUUCUUAACACUUCACCCUCACUGGAGAUCAUGCAGCUCAGGAGGAGAAAGAAAAUAGCAGAACAAGCUGGUGUAUCUGCGCAGACUAUUGCUUGGAUUGUUUAUUCCAACUUGGAAAUUCACAACAUGUGCUCUGGGCAUCUGUAAACUUUUACUUGAUGUUUGUGUUGAUCAUUUCUGUAGUACUUUGUCUUUAAAAUACUUCUUCCUUUGUUUAAAAAACACUGUAUAAACAGUGCAGAUCUUUCACAGCUGCAGCCACGCAGGUUCAGCACUGUUUUAUGCUGGGCCUAAUCGGAAUAGUUUCUUUGUCUCAAACUCCCCUUUUGAGUUUUCAAAGUAAGAUAAAUAGUAACAUUACUGUCUACAGAUAGCACAAGACCUUAAUUUUAAUUUGCAAGGAUGAGCAGCUACAUAAUAUCUCUGAAUUGCACUUGCUUAACUUACAGACCUACUACUGGGGAAUUUUCUUGAGCUGUGUUUCUUUAAAUGGAGUUUUUGAAUGGAUUCAGGCUUGGCUCUGGGAAUCAGUCUGGAUACCAGCAGAUCCUAUAUGGUGUUUUUUAAAUGUAGAAACAAUCCAUUUUAAGUCCAGCUGAUGUAAUUUUUUUAUUAAAAUAAUACUGUCAAAGUUGACCCCAACUUUGACCUGUGCUUUCUUAGAUUUGCGUAGAAUAUAUACUUUUUUAUUAAGCAAAUGCUUCAGUGAGCUUUUACAAUAAAAAGGAGAGGUAAAUAAGUAGUUCCAGCACUAAUAAGCAACACAGCCUAGACAAAAACUAGUGCAGAUGUGCAGUGUCAGGAAAUGGCUUUUGUAAGAUUAUGGAUCUCAGAAAAUGUAGAUGAUAAACAUUUACUGUACUGUAGUAUGCUGGUACACUUUUUCCUUCUUUUUUGUCUCUGGAAAUAGAAUAGUUCCUGAUUUUCAGUUUCCUUUGGCUGCAUUUCUACAGUAGGUGUAAAGGUGGUACUCUUGUGGGCAAAAUGGCUUUAACUGUGUCAGUAAAUGUGCCCAUAAAUCCCAUGUGUGCGCAUACCUGUAAGUCUUGCAUGUCUGAAGCUGUGACUUGCAAGUACCUGCAUCCCUUUUGAAUGGGAACAUUAAGGGAAAUGGUAUAUCCAACUUCUCUCAUCUAUCAUUUGACUUUUUCUAUGAAUAUUUUUUUUUUGCUUUUUCACAGUGCACUUCCCCUGAACUUGCCUGUUUUAGAGGCCAUACAGCAGAUAAACUUGUUUUCAGCUUUUAGUCUCUCCCUAGCUGUAGCCUUUUAACCUAGCUGAGAAUUUGAUGAAGAAUGUGAUUUACAAACAGCAGUGGAUUUCUACUGCUCUGCAAAGUAAAUGCUGAAGUAUGGGCUCAGCAGCAAGUCAGUUGUUUGCAGGUUUGGAAAAAUGGAAUAUAAAUAAAUAAAAUCCAUGCAGCCUCUGCUCUGGAUGUUUUCCAAUUGCAAAUUUGAUCAUAGUAAACAUAGUAGUAAUUGAAAUCAGAAAUUGCAAUUCUGACCUGCCUCUUAACUCCAGGUCAGAAUAAUUAGUAAAAUUCCCUACUCCACCCCUUAACCAAGUCUUGAAUGUCAACGUGUAUCAUGUAAAGUAGAAAUAUUUCUCUAAUUCCCCACAGAUGCUGUGCAUAGGGAUUUUAAUAUAGGAACUGUAUGUUUUACACAGCAUUACUUUUCUUUGAGAGAACAGACACAAAGUGGUAUCUUUUUGUUUUGUUUACAUGACAGCGUGCCAAAGUUAUUUACUGUGAUUUUAGGGAAUUUUAAUGUUUAAGAAAUCAGCCUAUUUGAAAGAUAAAUUAAGAGCCCUUGAAGCAAAUAGUGAUGGAUUCUUCUGAGAACUUUUCUUACAGUCUUCAGAGCAAGAAUGGUAACACGUUUGUUUUGCAGAUUUUCAAGACAUAGUCUGGAAACUUUUUUCAGUUGGUUUGAAAAGUCUGCUGUACAGAGCUUGUACUUUGUUCAUUUUAUAGAUGGAAACCAUCCUUGAAAAAUUGUUUAACUUAAAUAAAGAAGAAUGCUUUAUAGAAAA